This is a messenger RNA of Chara braunii, 1639 nucleotides long. NCBI's taxonomy places the organism in Eukaryota, Viridiplantae, Streptophyta, Charophyceae, Charales, Characeae. The record is from the annotation of a GenBank genome assembly.
CGGUAUGAUUGGGGCCAUCCAGCCCGCCCCUGACCAUAACGAAGUAUCGGAAUGGAGACCCUCCCCGAACGAAAUGGAAACAGGAGGACCCGUGUUCAUUACAGGAGAAAUUGACGUCUUGGACAUCGUCCGAGCCUUAGAUCAUCGCAUUCCCCUACCCGUCAGAAACCUGUUGUCCGUCUCUGAACAAGCUAACGAUCGGAUGCUACAGCAUUGCAAGGCGAACCGAAAACGGUUCGCCCUGGCCAGGCUAGCAACCGUGAAAGGAAAGGCCCCCACCCAGAAACCAAAACCUGACAUACCGAGCACUUCAGAGCCUGUUCGGAUGGGCCUGAUCCAGAAAGGCGAUCAUUUUAUACGAAUCAGGACCCUUCCAUGGAGAUCCGCAGAAUGUGACGUGGAAGUUUGGGGAAACCCCUACAAUGCGGUCCUUGAUUCCGAAGCCACGGUCCUGGCCAUCUCCUUGCGAGUGGUCGAACGAGCCGGCAGGCGGAAGGACGUGAUCCCAUUGGCGGAAGGCGAUCAUUUCGUCUUCGCUGAUGAGGGCAAGAUCCGAGUCAUAGGGAAGAUGGUGAACGUGGCCUUCCGCAUCGGCAAGGUCAAUGCCUUAGGAGACGCAGUGGUCUUAAACGUGAACAUGUACGACGUUCUUGUCGGAUUACCGGCCCUCACCGCGUUGCGGGCCACGCUGGAUUUCGAACGACGAGCCAUUAUCCUCAACAACACAGGAGGAAAACCGUACACCAUCUCGAUGCGUCUCACUCUCAGGACAACCUCGAUGGUCGAGCGACAACGACAGGAACCUGGCACGGUUCUGAGAAUGAUACGAUGGGAAGAGUCCACGGAUGACUCCGACACUGAAAGAAACGAGGCUUCCGUGUCAUCGAUCACCUCCGAAAGUGAGGAGGAGAACGACCCGCAGAUUCUCGAACUAACACGACGGAUAAUCUUUCCGCUCAUCAAGCUAUCGCAGUGGGAGAUAUGGUGUGAAGAGUGUUCCACCCUUUCUUUGUGCCUAGUUGGGAUCGAGCUGACGUGGACUCAGAACAGUGAGCACCGUGCCGUGAGUGAAAGUGUGGAGCUGCUUAUCAUCCAAGCUUGGAGGACAGACGUGGAGGGAGAUCUUCUCGGAUUCAUCUUCGGAACCGUAGACCCGGGGCAUCGGCAGACGAUCGUGUGGGAACUCUUGGUCCCUUCAAUACAGCUGCUGGACGACCUUCCGACCGACAUCGUCUCGCAUUGCGACGAGAAUCCGGCGCCGCACGUGCUUUCACGGAGUUUGACGUCGUACUUGCAAUGGUCGGCCUGUCUGGAGGAGCGCGAGGGAGGCGGUACCUACCCAUCGUACGCGGAGUAUCUGAACCCCCGAGGGAUAAUCGACGUUCUCUUCUUUCAACCCCGAACGACGUCGGAGGAGGAAGCGGUAGAGGCGGAGGAGGACGAGGAGGAAGAAACCUAUGAAGAAGAGGGAAGUUAUAGCGAGUACAAUGAGGAGGAGCCGAAAACGGUGAGUGAAGAGGAAGAAGAAGAAGAAGAAGAGGAAGAAGAAGAAGAAGGAGAAAAGUCUGAGUGAGAAAGUUUGGGCGAAGAGGCCGAUCAGGCGGAAGUCCGAGAAGAGGAUCCUGCGGCAGCCGCGCGA